Messenger RNA from Brachypodium distachyon (stiff brome), 1170 nucleotides. RefSeq lists its product as uncharacterized. Bases 68 to 781 code for a protein of 237 amino acids. The record is from RefSeq and is a predicted model, not a curated record. The transcript is spliced from 2 exons. NCBI's taxonomy places the organism in Eukaryota, Viridiplantae, Streptophyta, Magnoliopsida, Poales, Poaceae.
UUUUCGAAUCCAUUGCCUCCUUCGUCUGCCUCAUCCGAGAGAGAGAGAUCAGAAGCGGCCGGCGGCCAUGGCGGGAGGAGGGGUGAGCGACGAGAAGCUGGGCAGCAUCCUGCUGCAGGCCAAGUGCGCGUCCAAGAACAUCCGGGCGCAGCGGGACCUCCUGCUGCAGUUCCAGCUCCAGCUCCAGCCGGACCACCCGGCAGCAAGCGACGCGGCGGCGCUCCAGGAGAUCAAGUCCGGCCUCGUCAAGACCUUCUUCUACGCGGGGCUCGAGGCCGGCGCCCGCUACCUCACCAUCGCGGCGAAGAGCGGCGCCCGCCUCGCGCUCACCCCGUCCUUCGCCGUCAUCCCCGACGAGCAGCUCUACGACGCGCUCCUCGCGCAGCGGCUCCCCGCGCGCCCCACGACGCAGACCGAGGCCUUCUCCCGCGUCGAGGCCGCCCUCUUCGCCGUCAAGCUCGCCCAGGAGCACCACCUCCUCCGCUGCGUCGAGUGCCUCGCCGAGAUCUGCCGCCCCGACAACGCCCCUGCCGCCUCCGGUGUGACCCCUGCUUCGGCCAAGGUCGUCCCGUCCUCGGAUCCGGCCAGCGGCGAGCCCCCGCAGGAGGCCGGCGGCGGCAGCAUGGAGCGGGCCCGCGCCUACCUCGACCGCGGGCUAACCCUGGUGAACCUCGCCGUCAAGCACGUGGAGCUCGCCGCCGCCACCAUGUCCAGGUUCCUCGACCCCAAGAAGGUCGCCGAGCUAUCCGACUUCGCCGACAAACACGGCAUCAUCACUUAGAUCGACGGCCGGCCAGGGAGGAGGAUGCAUGCAUGGUUCUGUUCACUGCUUUCACCUGAUCAAGGCCGUCAAGCGACGCAUGCAAGAGUCCUCUGUUUUAUCUAUCUAUGUUUACGCAACCUUUUUCAGUUCAGUUAGUUUAAUCUCUCCUCUGCUUCUGCUAUAUGGAGUAGCAUGCCGUUUAAUUCCUGGACGGUACGUCGCGGUUAUCUUCAAGUGUUUGAUUAAUGUAAUGUGUCGGUGGACGAUCGAACGGAGUUGCAUGUCAAAUUAUGAGAUAUUGGAGAUGGUAUUUUUCAGCUGUGUUUUUGUUUUUUCUGAUCGUAUAAUCUGCUGCUAUAUGUAUCUCGUUUAAUUUCUGGAAUGGACAUCUGUCGUCGCUAGCUUCA